UAUAAUAUUUUGUUGAUGAAAAUUCCAACUCUGAAAGCUAAACAAUCAAGGGAUUGUCAUGAUGUAGCAACUUUGCAAUGUCGGGACGGCAUUGAGCUCUGUGUUAAUGAUGGAGUAUGUGUUACCUACCACAAUGGCACAGGAUACUGCAAAUGUCCAGAGGGCUUCUUGGGAGAAUAUUGUCAACAUCGAGACCCCUGUGGGAAGAACCGCUGCCAGAAUGGUGGGACAUGCGUGGUCCAGGCCAUAUUGGGGAAGGCCACAUGCCAGUGCGCUCCGGGGUUCACAGGCGAGGACUGCCAAUAUUCGACCACGCACCCCUGCUAUGCAUCCCCUUCCUGUCUGAAUGGAGGCACCUGCCAUGUGCUCAGCCAGGAUGAUUACGAGUGCACCUGCCAAGUUGGUUUCACAGGUAAGCUGUGCCAAUGGACGGAUGCCUGCCUGUCUCAUCCCUGUGCAAAUGGAAGCACCUGUACCACCGUGGCCAACCAGUUCUCCUGCAAAUGCCUGCCAGGCUUCACAGGGCAGAAAUGUGAGACUGACAUCAAUGAGUGUGACAUUCCAGGACAAUGCCAGCAUGGUGGCACCUGCCUCAACCUCCCAGGCUCCUAUCAGUGCCAGUGCCCCCAGGGCUUCACCGGCCAGCACUGCGACAGCCCUUACGUGCCAUGUGCACCCUCGCCCUGUGUCAAUGGAGGCACCUGCCGGCAGACCGGCGACUUCACUUUUGAGUGCAACUGCCUUCCAGGUUUUGAAGGCAGCACCUGUGAGCGGAAUAUUGAUGACUGCCCCAACCACCGGUGUCAGAACGGAGGGGUUUGUGUGGAUGGGGUCAAUACCUACAACUGCCGCUGCCCCCCUCAGUGGACAGGACAGUUCUGCACGGAGGAUGUGGACGAGUGCCUGCUGCAGCCCAACGCCUGUCAGAACGGAGGCACCUGUACCAACCGCAACGGAGGCUACGGCUGCGUGUGCGUCAAUGGCUGGAGUGGAGACGACUGCAGUGAGAACAUCGACGACUGUGCCUUCGCCUCCUGCACGCCGGGCUCCACCUGCAUUGACCGCGUGGCCUCCUUCUCGUGCAUGUGCCCCGAGGGAAAGACAGGACUCUUGUGUCAUCUGGAUGAUGCAUGCAUCAGCAAUCCGUGCCACAAGGGGGCACUGUGUGACACCAACCCCCUGAACGGGCAGUAUAUCUGCACCUGCCCACAAGGCUACAAAGGGGCUGACUGCACAGAAGACGUGGAUGAGUGCACCAUGGCCAAUAGCAAUCCUUGUGAGCACGCAGGGAAAUGUGUGAACACAGACGGCGCCUUCCACUGCGAGUGUCUGAAGGGCUACGCGGGGCCUCGCUGCGAGAUGGACAUCAACGAGUGCCAUUCCGACCCCUGCCAGAACGACGCCACCUGUCUGGAUAAGAUCGGGGGCUUCACAUGCCUGUGCAUGCCAGGUUUCAAAGGUGUGCAUUGUGAGUUGGAGAUAAACGAAUGUCAGAGCAACCCCUGUGUGAACAAUGGGCAGUGUGUGGAUAAAGUCAAUCGCUUCCAGUGUCUGUGUCCCCCUGGCUUCACCGGGCCCGUUUGCCAGAUCGAUAUUGAUGACUGUUCCAGCACUCCGUGUCUGAACGGCGCCAAGUGCAUCGAUCACCCCAACGGCUAUGAAUGCCAGUGCGCCACGGGAUUCACUGGCGUGUUGUGUGAGGAGAACAUCGACAACUGUGACCCCGACCCCUGCCACCACGGCCAGUGUCAGGACGGGAUUGAUUCCUACACCUGCAUCUGCAACCCCGGGUACAUGGGCGCCAUCUGCAGCGACCAGAUAGACGAGUGUUACAGCAGCCCCUGCCUGAACGAGGGCCGCUGCAUCGACCUGGUGAACGGCUACCAGUGCAACUGCCAGCCCGGCACGUCGGGUGUUAAUUGUGAAAUCAAUUUUGAUGACUGUGCAAGUAACCCGUGUGUCCAUGGCGUCUGUAUGGAUGGAGUUAAUCGUUACAGUUGUGUCUGCUCACCAGGAUUCACAGGGCAGAGAUGUAACAUUGACAUUGAUGAGUGUGCCUCCAAUCCCUGUCGCAAGGGUGCAACAUGCAUCAACGAUGUGAAUGGUUUUCGCUGUAUAUGCCCCGAGGGUCCCCAUCACCCCAGCUGCUUCUCGCAGGUGAACGAGUGCCUGAGCAAUCCCUGCAUCCACGGGAACUGUACCGGGGGCCUCAGCGGAUACAAGUGCCUCUGUGAUGCAGGCUGGGUCGGCAUCAACUGUGAAGUGGACAAAAAUGAAUGCCUUUCCAAUCCAUGCCAGAAUGGAGGAACCUGUGACAACCUGGUGAAUGGAUACAGGUGUACUUGCAAGAAGGGCUUUAAAGGCUAUAACUGUCAGGUGAAUAUCAACGAAUGUGCUUCAAAUCCGUGCCUGAACCAAGGAACCUGCCUUGAUGACAUAAGUGGCUACACCUGCCGCUGCGUGCUGCCCUACACAGGCAAGAACUGUCAGACGGUGCUGGCUCCCUGUUCCCCAAACCCUUGUGAGAAUGCUGCUGUGUGCAGAGAGGCGCCCAAUUUCGAGAGUUACACCUGCCUGUGUGCCCCUGGCUGGCAAGGUCAGCGGUGUACUAUUGACAUUGACGAGUGUGUCUCCAAGCCCUGCCUGAACCGUGGUCUCUGCCAUAACACCCAGGGCAGCUACAUGUGCGAGUGUCCUCCGGGCUUCAGCGGUAUGGACUGUGAGGAGGACAUCGAUGACUGCCUCGCCAAUCCUUGCCAGAAUGGAGGCUCAUGUGUCGAUGGAGUGAAUACGUUCUCCUGCCUGUGCCUUGCGGGCUUCACCGGGGACAAGUGCCAGACAGACAUUAACGAGUGUCUGAGCGAACCCUGUAAGAACGGAGGGACCUGCUCCGACUAUGUCAACAGCUACACGUGCAAGUGCCCGGUGGGAUUUGACGGAGUCCACUGCGAGAACAACAUCGACGAGUGCACCGAGAGCUCCUGUUUCAACGGGGGCACGUGUGUCGACGGAAUUAAUUCCUUCUCUUGCUUGUGCCCUGUGGGCUUCACUGGCCUAUACUGCCUCCAAGAGAUCAAUGAAUGCAACUCUCAUCCGUGCCUGAAUGAAGGAAUAUGUGUGGAUGGCCUGGGUACCUACCGCUGCACCUGCCCCUUGGGCUACACUGGGAAAAACUGUCAGACCCUGGUGAACCUCUGCAGUCGGUCUCCAUGUAAAAACAAAGGCACCUGCAUUCAGGAGAAAGCGCACUCCUGGUGCCUGUGUCCACCUGGGUGGGCUGGUGCCUACUGCGACGUGCCCAAUGUCUCCUGUGAGGUGGCGGCCAAGGGAAGAGGGGUGACCCCCGACCGCUUGUGCCAGCACUCGGGCGUCUGCAUCAAUGCCGGCAACUCGCACCACUGCCAGUGCCCCCUGGGCUACACCGGGAGCUACUGCGAGCAGCAGCUGGACGAGUGUGCGUCCAAUCCCUGCCAGCACGGAGCCACCUGCAGGGACUUCAUUGGUGGAUACCGAUGUGAGUGCGUCCCAGGAUACCAGGGUGUCAACUGCGAGUACGAGGUGGAUGAGUGCCAGAACCAGCCAUGCCAGAACGGGGGCACCUGUGUCGACCUGGUGAACCAUUUCAAGUGCUCCUGCCCGCCAGGCACCCGUGGCCUGCUCUGUGAAGAGAACAUUGACGACUGUGCCAGGGGGCCCCACUGCCUCAACGGUGGGCAGUGUGUGGAUAAGAUCGGGGGCUACAGCUGCCGCUGCCUGCCUGGCUUUGCCGGAGAGCGGUGUGAGGGGGACAUCAACGAAUGCCUGUCCAACCCCUGCAGCUCGGAGGGCAGCCUGGACUGCAUACAGCUCACCAACGACUACAUGUGCGUCUGCCGCAGCGCCUUCACAGGUCGUCACUGUGAAACUUUCGUCGAUGUGUGUCCCCAGAUGCCUUGCUUGAAUGGAGGGACUUGUGCCGUGGCCAGCAACAUGCCGGAUGGUUUCAUUUGUCGUUGUCCCCCGGGGUUCUCCGGGGCGAGAUGCCAGAGCAGCUGUGGACACGUGAAGUGUAGGCGAGGGGAGCAGUGUGUCCACACGCCCUCAGGGCCCCGCUGCUUCUGCCCCAACCCCCAGGAGUGCGAGCUGGGCUGUGCCAGCAGCCCCUGCCAGCACGGGGGGAGCUGCCUCCCGCAGCGCCAGCCCCCGUAUUACUCCUGCCAGUGCCCUCUGCCGUUCCGGGGCAGCCGCUGCGAGCUCCACACGGCCCCCACCAGCACCCCACCUGCCACCUGUCACAGCCAGUACUGUGCCGACAAAGCUCGGGACGGCGUCUGCGAUGAGGCCUGCAACAGCCACGCCUGCCAGUGGGACGGGGGUGAUUGCUCCCUCACCAUGGAGAACCCCUGGGCCAACUGCUCCUCCCCACUGCCCUGCUGGGAUUACAUCAACAACCAGUGCGACGAGCUGUGCAACACAGCCGAGUGCCUGUUCGACAACUUCGAGUGCCAGGGGAACAGCAAGACGUGCAAGUACGACAAGUACUGCGCAGACCACUUCCGGGACGACCACUGCGACCAGGGCUGCAACAGCGAGGAGUGCGGCUGGGACGGGCUGGACUGCGCUGCUGACCGGCCGGAGAACCUGGCCGAGGGGACCCUGGUGAUCGUGGUGCUGAUGCCCCCCGAGCAGCUGCUGCAGGACGCGCGCAGCUUCCUGCGGGCCCUGGGCACCCUGCUGCACACCAACCUGCGCAUCAAGCGGGACCCCCAGGGGCACCUCAUGGUCUACCCCUACUACGGCGAGAAGCCGGCUGCCCUGAAGAAGCAGAGGCUGGCACGCAGGUCCCUUCCUGAGGAUCCAGACCAGGAGGUGGCUGGCUCUAAGGUAUUUCUGGAAAUCGACAACCGCCAGUGUGUUCAAGAUUCAGACCAGUGCUUCAAGACCACGGAUGCAGCCGCAGCUCUUCUGGCCUCUCACGCCAUCCAGGGCACCCUGUCCUACCCGCUGGUCUCUGUCGUCAGUGAAUCCCGGGGUCCCAAACGCACCCAGCUGCUCUAUCUCCUUGCCGUUGCUGUUGUCAUCAUCCUGUUCCUUCUGCUGCUGGUGGUCAUCAUGGCAAAACGGAAGCGUAAGCACGGCUCCCUCUGGCUGCCCGAAGGCUUCACCCUUCGCCGGGAGUCCAGCAAUCACAAGCGUCGCGAGCCGGUGGGACAGGAUGCCGUGGGGCUGAAGAAUCUCUCCACGCAAGUCUCAGAGGCUAACCUGAUAGGUUCUGGAACAAGUGAGCAUUGGGUCGACGAUGAAGGGCCCCAGGCAAAGAAAGCCAAGGCUGAAGCCGAGGCUUUGCUCUCAGAAGACGACCCCAUCGAUCGACGCCCGUGGACACAGCAGCACCUCGAGGCCGCAGACAUCCGCAGGACCCCGUCGCUGGCCCUCACGCCCCCGCAGGCGGAGCAAGAGGUGGACGUGCUGGACGUGAACGUCCGGGGCCCAGAUGGGUGCACCCCACUGAUGCUGGCUUCCCUCCGAGGAGGCAGCUCAGACAUGAGUGAGGAAGAUGAGGACGCAGAGGACUCGUCUGCCAACAUCAUCACAGACUUGGUCUACCAGGGGGCCAGCCUGCAGGCCCAGACAGACCGGACCGGCGAGAUGGCCCUGCACCUGGCCGCCCGCUACUCGAGGGCAGAUGCCGCCAAGCGUCUCCUGGACGCAGGUGCAGACGCCAACGCCCAGGACAACAUGGGCCGCUGCCCUCUCCAUGCUGCAGUGGCAGCUGAUGCCCAAGGUGUUUUCCAGAUCCUGAUCCGCAACCGAGUGACCGAUCUGGAUGCCAGGAUGAACGACGGCACCACACCCCUGAUCCUGGCUGCGCGCCUGGCUGUGGAGGGGAUGGUGGCGGAGCUGAUCAACUGCCAAGCAGACGUGAACGCGGUGGACGACCACGGAAAAUCUGCUCUUCACUGGGCAGCGGCUGUCAACAACGUGGAGGCGACACUUUUGCUGCUGAAAAAUGGGGCCAACCGAGACAUGCAGGACAACAAGGAGGAGACGCCGCUGUUCCUUGCUGCCCGGGAGGGGAGCUAUGAGGCCGCCAAGAUCCUCUUAGACCAUUUUGCCAACCGGGACAUCACAGACCACAUGGACCGCCUGCCCCGGGACGUGGCUCGGGAGCGCAUGCACCACGACAUCGUGCGCCUGCUGGACGAGUACAACGUGGCGCCGAGCCCUCCCGGCUCCGUGCUGACCUCCGCCCUCUCCCCCGUCAUCUGCGGGCCCAACCGGUCCUUCCUCAGCCUCAAACACACUCCGAUGGGCAAGAAGCCCAGACGGCCCAACGCCAAGAGUGCCGUGCCCACCAGCCUCCCUAACCUGGCCAAGGAGGCCAAGGAGGCCAAGGGUGGCAGGAGGAAGAAGUCGCUGAGUGACAAGGCCCAGCUGUCGGAGAGCUCCGUGACUCUGUCCCCCGUCGAUUCCCUCGAGUCCCCUCACACCUACGUUUCCGACACCACCUCCUCCCCAAUGAUCACAUCCCCUGGCCUCCUACAGGCCUCGCCCAACCCCAUGCUGGCCGCGGCCGCGGCCCCCGCCCCUGUCCACGCACAGCAUGCACUGUCCUUCUCUAACCUCCGUGAGAUCCAGCCUUUGGCGCACGGGCCCGGCACUGUGCUUCCCUCGGUGAGCCAGCUGCUGUCCCACCACCACAUGGUGCCUCCAGGCAGUGGCAGUGCGGGGAGCGUGGGUAGGCUGCAUCCGGUCCCUGUCCCGGCAGACUGGAUGAACCGCAUGGAGAUGAAUGAGAGCCAGUACAAUGAGAUGUUUGGUAUGGUACUGGCACCAGCUGAGGGCACCCCUCCUGGCAUAGCUCCUCAGAGCAGGCCGCCGGAAGGGAAGCAUAUGACCGCCUCCCGGGAGCCCUUGCCCCCCAUCGUGACUUUCCAGCUAAUCCCCAAAGGCGGGAUUGCCCAACCCGCCGGGGCGCCCCAGCCUCAGUCCAGCUGCCCUCCGGCUGCUGCAGGCCCCAUGCCCACCAUGUACCAGAUUCCAGAAAUGGCUCGUUUGCCCAGCAUGGCGUUCCCCACUGCCGUGAUGCCCCAGCAGGACGGGCAGGUCGUUCAGACCAUCCUCCCCACCUACCACCCUUUCCCAGCCUCCGUUGGCAAGUACCCCACUCCCCCUUCACAGCAUAGUUACGCUUCCUCCAAUGCCGCCGAGCGAACGCCCAGCCACAGUGGUCACCUGCAGGGGGAGCAUCCCUACCUGACCCCAUCCCCGGAGUCUCCUGACCAGUGGUCAAGUUCGUCACCCCACUCUGCUUCUGACUGGUCAGACGUGACCACCAGCCCCACUCCCGGGGGGGCCGGAGGAGGUCCGCGCGGACCGGGGACACACAUGUCUGAGCCAGCACGCAGCAACAUGCAGGUUUACGCGUGAAAGCCUGCCUCCGGUGCAGGCACAGAACUGCCUAUUGUAAAUGCUGCUGAGGACAAAUGAAGGUCAUCCGGGAGAGAAAUGAAGAAAUCUCUGGGACCAGCUUCUGGAGGCAGAAGAGAGGAGACGCUCUUACCUUUCAGCUACUGCAAGGAAAGCAGUCCCACCAGCGUCAGCGGGUGUCUGCAGGGCUCUGGGAGGGAGCGACACGCCUCCUAAUCUCUUGCCCAUCAAGCCAAGUGUGUUGGAAAUGCAAGAUGAAUACGAGACUUGGGACCAUGUUUACCCUCUUUUACUUGGAGAAUGGACGGAUGCCUGUUGUAGCUCAGACAUUCUUGCAGCUGGGACUGCGCUGUACGCCCUGGGGGCUCCUGCCCUGUCCAUGAGAAGAUUCCACGGGGAAUUAUCCCUGGAAUUCUAGCUGGACUGACCUGUCUCAUCCUCUCAGCCUUGGCCAUUCUUCGGACUGUUUGGUGCUUUGAGUUUUGCACCUGUCUGUGUUCGCAGCCACAUCAGCACGGAACCGGCCCGGCCUCUGUGCCUUUAACCAUUCCUGCUCUGGAACGUAAUUUUCACUGCCUUUUCCCUCCCGUUUUCCACUCUCCCUGGGGGUCUCCCGGGGUGACUUUGGUUCUGGUUCUCAGCAUAAACCUUCCUGUUUCUUUAGAAAACGGACAUUCGGCAUCCUCCUGCCUGACAGCAUUCCUGGAAGAGGAGCAAAAUAUUUUUCUUUGAACCCCGUUUUGGGACAGGAGAUCCCUUCAGGAUGCUCCCAAGCUCCCUGGCCUGCACGCAGGGCUUCAUGGAAACCUUACGGGAGAAAGGGUGAGAGUCCGUCUUUCUGUUCGUGGGCCUAGUCAGCGUGCAGUUUUACCCUUGGCAGUUGGGUACUAUGACCCUUGAAAAAAAAAAACCCACCAGGACUCAGAAUGUUGGAAUGACCAAGAGAUAAACUCACUGAUGCAAGAUGUGUUCCCACUGGCAGGUGCCUCCCCUCCCUGCCCAGCAGCGCACUGACUCCCGUGGGAAGCCUGUGCGCGCCUCCCCGCCAGCAGAACCCUCGAGGGCUCCCCUCACUCACCCAGCAGACAAAGCUGUCUGUAUAUUGAGCCUUUCCUUCCAUUGGUCCUCACAGAAGAAAAUCUCUCAGACGAUAUUCUCUCACCUUCUAGAAUGGAACUGGCCUCGGCUCCGGGCAGCCCGUGGCAGCCGUCUUCCCUUCGUUUCCUGAUUCUCUUUCUGAUCACAGGCCCAUUCACCAGUCUUCCUUCCGCACAGGAGGGGCUGAGUUACUGGUGCCCCCAGUAGGUUCUCACCGAACACAGGGAUUUAUUUUCAAGGGCAGGAAAUGGAGCCUUGGCCUUGCUCUCUAGGUUCAAGGCCAGUCCCUUGGAAAGGGAGGAACGACGAGGCAGCCCUUGCUACUUCUUGCCACCAUUCCAUUUCCUUUGAAGCAGUCAUGACAUCUCCUUUUAGGUAACUAACAAGCUUAUCAGGGACAUUUUUCUUUCCUAGAGUCACCGUCUAGAUGACAAUGGACAGUUACAGACUCACUGUCCUCGACACCCUCGUGUUCAGUGUGGAAAUGCAUCUCACCUAAGUCUGCUCUUUGUAUUUGUGGUCUUGGCAGCUUGCUUGACCCUGGGUCAGGGGCAGGAGUGUUCUAGGUAACACCAGAAGUAGGAAGCUAAAGGAUAGUCCCCCCGCCCCCGGCCCCCUUCUCCCUGAGUCGGCAAAUAAUUGUCACAUCGACCUGGUGCUAUGCUGUCAUGGCACUGGGGAGAUCAGUUCCCCGGAGCAGGUGGUAGACAUUAGUAGGGGCGUUGCCUGCUCUGUUUUGGGGUGAAUAACAGUCUUCAUUCCUGCUGUGGCUGAGUGUUCACCAGGGCCUCCCACUUACUUGCUUUAUCUGCCUGUGGCCCCGUACAGAGGAGCCCAGUGUGUCUGUUAGCAGGGAAGUCUACAAAGGAUGCUUUUCAGUCCUGCCCAAGUUCAUGAGCCAAGAAAAAGAAUUAGUUCUGCUCUAAUAUAAGCAGAUUGUCUAUUCAUUCUGCAUUUUAUUCUCUCAGGUGGCAACUCUACCAGCCCCUUUCAUAGUGUGUAACAUUCUGUCACUCUAACUGCUGACUCUGUCGUUGGCCGCAUUUGUUAAUUCACAGGUGGGGGGGUCACCUGUCUGACUCACCAUGGAGCCCCGCACCGGCCCCGCUUACCGAAAGCAUCACCUCUGAUCCAGCAGCUUGAAUCUUUGAUAACCUCCCUCUCCCAGCACUGCAGGCCUCACUCGCUUGUUUCUCCGUGCAGCCCUUUGGGUUUCGGGGAAGGAACGAGAAAGCUGCCGUCACAGACCACAGGCUUCGCCUUUCAGGCACUGGUCGGUUUCUGAGAUUAUAAGGACCUUUGAGUUGUAUCAUAUCUAAUAGAAGAGAUGGUGAGUUGGAGACUCACCUUCUCAUUUGGUUCUGAAUGGCAGACGAACUUUUAAGGGGACAGAGCUUUUAUACCAUGUAUAGGUCAACCCCCCACUUUUGGUUUAUUUUUAUAAAUUCUUCCUUUGAUUCUUCUGUCAUCCUCUGGGGAUAGAUUUUUUUAUUUGUUUAUUUCUUCUGUUUUGUGUGAAGCAUCAUUUGCUGACUUAACUUGAUGGCGAGGGAGGGAGGGGUUUGAGGGCAAAAGAGACUGAAAGUCUUUAGUGUAAGAGCCACCAGCUAUGAUGCUCAAGUCCAUUAUGUCAUCUUACUAUUAAGUUUGGUAGCCCACAGUUCUUGCACAGAAAGGAACCAAAGGUGGAGUGUGCUGUCGGCAGGUGGCUUCAGGAAUUUGGCCUUGACCGAUAACAUUGAAUGCAUGAUGACCCUUUGAUUGGACGGUUCUAUGCCCUGAGGCUCCACCCCUAACUUUCUGGUACUAUGCUCCUUCCUUGUGUACAUUUCUCUUAAGGGUGAUAUUAUAUGUUUGUAUGAGAAGGCCCAUAACCAAUAAAAUGACUGCAUAUUCCUAACUAGGCAUAGUAAGGAAAAUGCACACUUUGUUUUUACUUUUCAAAGUUUCAUUCUAAAAGUAGUUAAGAUGAAAUUUAUAUGAAAGCAUUUUUAUCACAAAAUAAAAGCAGUUACAUGUCAAACUCAA
Myotis brandtii (Brandt's bat) is the source of this 10536-nucleotide messenger RNA. It is a transcript of the gene NOTCH2, whose product is annotated as notch 2. Lineage: Eukaryota; Metazoa; Chordata; Mammalia; Chiroptera; Vespertilionidae. Bases 16 to 7410 code for a protein of 2464 amino acids. The record is from RefSeq and is a predicted model, not a curated record. The transcript has 34 exons. Gene Ontology annotation, cellular component: membrane; signaling receptor complex. Gene Ontology annotation, biological process: multicellular organism development; cell differentiation; Notch signaling pathway. Gene Ontology annotation, molecular function: signaling receptor activity; calcium ion binding; Notch binding.